ACCUGGUGUGUAUUGAUUGGUUAGAUCUGCUGCAGAGACCAACACAGACUCCCUCCUUCACAUCUGUCCACACCUGACCUUAAUCACAUUGCUGCCUGUGACAAAGAAGGAGACAAUGGGGACACAUCGCUUUCUUGCAUGGGGAGCCGUGAAAGCCUGUGCUGAUGCUUCUUGCCCCAGCCCUAGAUUCUUCAGCUAAGUGGAAAAGCUGGGAAAAGAUCUGGAUUGACAGGCGGCAGCAGAGGUAGACAUGGAUCCCAAGGUCUGCUCUGAGAAUCAUUACAUGACUAUGAUGGAGGAAGAAGGUGAACCAAGAGAGGAACCCGAGGAUUAUGGACCUGAUGACCUACAACACUUUGGGUCCAGCAAUAUCAUGGCAGGAGUUGACCACAUACAGAAGCAGCUGGAAUUACAAAAUGGUAGCUUAGAGGAAGGACUUGGGGUACGUUCCCUGAAGAUCGAGCCACAGAACAUGAUGGAGAGUCUAAGCCCGAGGAAAUAUUCCUCCAGUCUGAAGUUUAAAGCCAACGGGGACUAUUCUGGCUCGUAUUUAACCCUCUCCCAACCUGUGUCCACCAAGAGAAGCCCUUCUCCUUUGGGCAGCAGUGUUAGGAGCAGCCCCUCCUUGGUCAAACUCCAGGGAAACAAGCAGUUUUGUGAGGGAACUGACAAAAAUGUUUCCAUGAAGCCUCCUACGUCCUUCCUCAGCUCCGCAGCCUCUCUGGGGGGUUAUCCACUCGGGAGAGCAGAUUUGGAUCAUUAUACUGGUCGGGACAGUGAGAGGUCCUCCAGGCUCUCAGAGAAGCCCCCCUAUUCCAGAUACAGCUCUAGGAAUAAAUCCCAUGACAACGUCUACUUUCUCGGGGGGCUGGAAGGAAGAAAAGCCUCUGGCUCGCUCUUGACCAUGUGGAAUGGGGGUUCCUUGAGCAGCGCUGGCUCCGCACCGGUCAGCAGAUCUGGGGCAGCGAGCAUGCCCUCGAGCCCAAAGCAAGCUAGGAAAAUGAACUUACCGGACAACUUGCCCCUUCAGCCCCGGUUAAGCCGGCACAAGGAGCCAGCCUCUGAAAAUAUCAGUGUGAGAACAAGGAAGUAUUCAGGGAGCAGCCUGAGUAACAUGGGUGCCUAUAGCCGAUCGCUUCCCAGGUUGUAUAAAGCCACAGACAGCCAGAUGCCGCCUCUCAGCCUGCCUCCAAGAAAUUCCCUGGGCAAUUCCAAACGAGGUCAGUUAGGGGAAAAGGAUCUACCUCAUAGCAUAGUGGAUAAUGACAAUUACCUUAACUUUUCUUCUCUAAGCUCAGGGACUUCACCCUAUAAAACCUCUCUGUCAGAGGGAAAUCCUUACGUAAGCUCCACCCUUAGUGUCCCUGCCAGCCCUCGAGUGGCCCGGAAGAUGCUCCUGGCCUCAACCUCUUCAGAUGACUUUGAUAGGGCUUCUUACUCAGGGACCAGCCCGAGUCAUUCCUUCAUCUCUGGAGAACCAGACCGAGUGCCUGUGGCCAGGAGGAACUUCUCUUGUGGAUCUAUGGAGUUUGAUGAUUCUGAUCUGGAAAGCCUACGACAGUCCUCAGAAACGCCCCAGCCUGUCCUUCGAGAACGGAAAAGCAGCAUCAGCUCCAUUUCAGGCCGCGACGAUCUGAUGGAUUAUCACCGCCGACAGAGGGAGGAGAGACUCAGGGAGCAGGAGAUGGAGCGCCUGGAGCGGCAACGACUGGAGACCAUCCUCAGUCUGUGUGCCGAGUACACGAAGCCUGAGGGCCGACGCCUGUCCGCUGGCACCACCGUGGCCGAUGUACAGAAAAUCAACAAGGAGCUGGAGAAGCUGCAGCUGUCCGAUGAGGAGUCUGUGUUUGAGGAGGCUCUGGUGUGCCCGGACGCCAGGUACAGGUGCCAUCGGAAAGGCUCUCUCCAGGAUGUUGACAUUGCGGGCUUUGGGAGCCUCAGUCACAGCGCCAACUUCCUGGCUCCCAGGGGCAGCAGGAAUGAUGAACUGCUUGGUGACCUCACCAGGACGCCCCCACCAUCCUCAUCUGCGUUUCUGAAAACAUCCAACGAGUCCUCCUACCUCAGUAUCCUACCGAAGACCCCAGAGGAUAUAGGUGAGGAACAGAGGACUCAGGAGUUGGCUUCAAUGGAAGAUGCCCGGAUGGUUAUUCUGAACAAUCUUGAGGAACUUGAACAGAAAAUCAAAGAUAUAAAUGACCAAAUGGAUGAAUCCUCCAGAGAGUUGGAUAUGGAAUGUGCUCUUUUGGAUGGAGAGCAGAAAUCCGAGACGGCUGAGCUCAUGAAGGAGAAGGAGAUUCUGGAUCAUCUGAACCGGAAAAUCACAGAACUGGAAAAGAACAUCGUAGGCGAAAAGACCAAGGAGAAGGUAAAGCUUGAUGCUGAGAGGGAAAAGCUAGAGAGGCUUCAGGAGCUUUACUCCGAGCAGAAGACCCAGCUGGACAAUUGUCCUGAGUCCAUGAGGGAGCAGUUACAGCAACAACUCAAGAGGGAUGCUGACCUGUUGGAUGUCGAGAGCAAACACUUUGAAGACUUGGAAUUCCAGCAGCUUGAGCGUGAGAGCCGUCUGGAUGAGGAAAAGGAGAACUUGACGCAACAGCUCCUGAGGGAGGUGGCGGAGUAUCAACGGAACAUCGUUGCUAGGAAGGAAAAGAUUUCCGCACUGAAAAAGCAAGCCAGUCACAUUGUUCAGCAGGCUCAGAGGGAACAAGAUCAUUUUGUAAAAGAGAAGAACAACCUAAUAAUGAUGCUCCAAAGAGAAAAAGAGAAUCUUUGUCAUUUGGAAAAGAAGUAUUCCAGCCUCACUGGGGGGAAAGGGUUUCCUAUUAACCCCAAUACUCUGAAAGAGGGCUAUAUCAGUGUAAAUGAGAUUAAUGAGCCAUGUGGCAAUUCCACGAAUCUAUCCCCUUCCACUCAGUUCCCUGCUGAUGCUGACGCUGCUGUCACUGAGCCUGCCUCGGCUGUGCUGGUGAGCCAGCCCCAGAGUCCAGAGCAAAGAGCUGCCGUCUGUUCUGGAUUUCUGUUUCCUUCCACCCUUUCUCUUCAUCCUGUCACUCAACCUUCAUCAGCCCCUUGGCCUGAAGUCAUGGCUACAUCUGUCGAUCCUUUCCCUUUAAAUGACACACCUCCUCCUCUGCCAGCUAAGAAACACAGAAGGCAACAGCAGCUGGAGCAACAGCACUUUAGAAGUCUGGAAGAAAGAAAAAAGCAGCACAAAGAAGGUCUCUAUCUGAGUGACACUUUGCCUCGAAAGAAAACCACUCCUUCCGUCUCCCCACACUUCAGCAGUGCCACCAUGGGGAGAAGCAGCACCCCGAAGGCCCACCUGCCUCUGGGGCAAAGCAACAGCUGUGGCAGUGUGCUCCCCCACUCGCUGGCAACCAUGACGAAGGAUUCAGAGUCUCGGAGGAUGCUCAGAGGAAGAAUGAAUUCCUCAUCAGGAACAAUUAAUAAUUCCAAAACUUCAAGUGUAAAAGGUUAUAAUCACCAACAGAUGAGUGAAGGACAAAGACAGAAACCUGAAUUUUACAGCCGCACAGCAUCUGAGUCAAAUGUCUACUUGAAUAGUUUCCAUUACCCAGAUCACAGCUACAAGGACCAGGCCUAUGACACGUUGAGCCUGGACAGCUCGGAUAGCAUGGAGACCAGCAUUUCUGCCUGUUCACCAGACAAUAUCUCUAGUGCCAGCACAUCCAAUAUUGCCAGGAUAGAAGAAAUGGAGAGGCUCUUGAAACAGGCUCACGCAGAAAAGACCCGGCUACUGGAAUCCAGGGAACGAGAAAUGGAAGCCAAAAAACGAGCACUGGAAGAAGAAAAACGACGCCGGGAAAUCCUGGAAAAACGACUGCAAGAAGAAACCAGCCAGAGGCAGAAGUUAAUAGAAAAAGAAGUGAAAAUAAGAGAAAAACAGAGGGCACAGGCUCGUCCUCUGACUCGCUAUCUGCCUGUCCGGAAGGAAGACUUCGAUUUGCGGAGUCAUGUGGAGACGGCAGGCCACAAUAUUGAUACCUGUUUUCAUGUGUCAAUCACAGAGAAGACCUGCCGAGGAUACCUCAUCAAAAUGGGUGGAAAAAUUAAAACGUGGAAGAAACGCUGGUUUGUUUUUGACCGGAAUAAGCGGACAUUUUCUUAUUAUGCAGACAAACAUGAGGCUAAAUUAAAGGGAGUAAUAUACUUUCAAGCCAUCGAAGAAGUGUAUUAUGAUCACCUCAAAAAUGCUAAUAAGAGUCCGAACCCACUACUCACCUUUAGCGUGAAGACGCAUGACAGAAUCUAUUACAUGGUGGCUCCUUCACCGGAGGCCAUGCGGAUCUGGAUGGAUGUUAUAGUGACUGGAGCAGAAGGAUACACGCACUUCCUGUUGUAAUGAACUCCGGCAAUGGUCCACUGCAGGGCAGACUGCAGUAGUGUCUCGCAAGAAUGAAGCCAUAUCCGGUCUCAGAUGGCAAGGCCCAACAGACGUCCCUUCAGCUGCAUUCACUCAGAACUCUUCAUAUUGGGAAGCCUUUUGUACAAAAGGAAGCAGGGCUCAGAGUGACAGAACUGCAGCUCCCUUGACAAAACAAAAUCAAAACACUAUUUUCCUAAGAGCAUCAUUUAGAUGUGAACUUCUCAUACACUCUUUUUAUCAGUUGAUGUUGGUUAAAUACACUGAACGGUUUACACGAUGUCUGUAAAUAUGUACUUAGAAAUAUACUAUUUUAGCACCCAAAUCAGUACCAUUGGUUAUCAGCUGCCUUCUUUGUAGGAAGUAGCAUUUUAUAAAAAUUAGCAAAUAAUAAUUUAGAAGGCAACAUAUUUUAGACAUUUUGCCUUAAUUUUUAAAUACUGCCCCCAAACCAAAGACAUGGCUUGCCUCCUGUUUAACAUCAGUGUUACUCUAUCAAUACUCUUUAAAAUGGUAUUGUGAUGUCAAUUCUGUAGUGCUCCCCCACCACAGAAGCUACUGUGCACAUGUGGUAAACCAGGCUCUUAAAAACAAUUUUAAAAAGGAAAAAAAAAAAGCUCCUUGUUUUUAGAAAAGGCCAUCUCAGAAAACAGAAACCUGCAAUAUCUGGCAGUUGUAGUCAAGGAGAAUACUUAGUGGGGGAAGCCUGUUCUGUUAAAGAUUUGUUCAUCCCUGGUGCUGAGAAUAAAAGCAACCAGCAGCCAAUUUCCUUUAGACUGCCUGCUUCCUCUUGCUUAUGGGGCAGAGCUGUUACCUGCACCCUGACAUGGCCUAACUAUGAAGCUAUCUCUGGUUCGCUGAAAAACAGAACCAUUAAAAUAUCUUUAUUUUGAAGACAACCAAAAUUCAAAGUAAUGUUCUCUAUGCUAUAUCUUUUUACUUCUAUCUCUACAGAUAGCCUUGUUUCUAGAGCUAUCUUUUUUUUUAAUGAAAUGACUUCGGGCAAGUCUCUUUUAUAAUUGUUCUCCAAGUGCCAAUUAUUUUAGUUGUUGUGUUUUGUGUUUAUAAGUAUGAAUAAACUCUUUCCGAAUACAUGCCAAAUGGAUAGAAGUAGAAAAUAACGCCAUUACUUACUUGUACACGUGAAAUGAUUAGAAAUAUCCACAAAACUUUGUCAGGCCUGACUGGGUACAAUUUUUUUUAAACUUACAGUGUACUUUUAUACCUGUAUACAUGUUACCAUUAAUAUGAUUUUGCAACUGGAUGAUGCCAGGUUUUACUUGAAUAAUGAGGGAGAAAUAUCAUGACUGUAGGAGGUAUUUUGUCAGCUGUGAUUUCUGCAGUAGUCCCCUUCAACUCUUGUGAUCUAAAACAUUAAAAUGCAAUUGCAAAGAUCUGGUUGACUAAUGUAAAAACACAGCUUUUCUGUACUGUACUUUCCCCAUAGGAUGAUAAUGGUAUUCUAAUCAGUUUGCAUGUCUGAACCUUUUAGAUAUGUGUGCUAAAUGUAUUGAGUUUGGAUUAAAGUGUUGACCUGAUUUCACAUUUGAAA
This is a messenger RNA of Myodes glareolus (Bank vole), 5939 nucleotides long. NCBI's taxonomy places the organism in Eukaryota, Metazoa, Chordata, Mammalia, Rodentia, Cricetidae. The record is from RefSeq and is a predicted model, not a curated record.